AUGCAUUUCAAGGACAGAUUCAACCACAAGGGCACACCGGUGGAAGUCUUGGGUGACGAUUCCUGCUCCCUCGGCUCAUCCUCCCCGUCGCUACAGGCGAUGGUGUCUGCACCUCUGUUGGGUAGAACUGUUUGUGCAAGUUGCAGCGAGGACAUUUUGGAUAAAUACUUGCUGAAGGUUAACGACCUGUGCUGGCAUGUGCGUUGUCUCUCCUGUAGCGUGUGCCAAACAUCGCUUGGCAGUCAUACAAGUUGUUACAUCAAAGAAAAAGAGGUCUUUUGCAAAUUGGACUACUUUAGAAGAUAUGGAACAUGGUGCGCGUGCUGCGGUCGAAAUAUCCACUCUACAGACUGGGUCCGCCGGGCGAAGGGCAACGUGUACCACCUGGCGUGUUUCGCCUGUUUCUCCUGUAAGAGGCAGCUGUCCACGGGGGAAGAGUUUGCCCUGGUGGAGGAGAAGGUGCUGUGUCGUGUCCACUACGACUGUAUGCUGGACAACCUGAAACGGGCCGUGGAGAAAGGAAAUGGUGUGAACCUAGAGGGGGCGAUGCCAACAGAACAGGAAGUGAAUCAGCCCAAGCCGUCGAAAAGAGCGCGCACCAGCUUCACCGCUGACCAAUUACAGGUGAUGCAGGCCCAGUUUGCCCAGGACAACAACCCAGAUGCCCAGACCCUGCAGAAGCUGGCAGAGCAGACAGGCCUGAGUAGGAGAGUCAUACAGGUUUGGUUCCAGAACUGCAGAGCACGCCAUAAGAAGCAUGUGAGCCCCAACCACUCCUCAGCCACCCCCCUGUCCUCCCUGCAGCCCGGUCGCCACUCCCAGCCCACCCCGGCCCCAGAAGAGCUGCAGUACACAGCCUACGGCACCCCAGAGGGCUCCAUGCUCACCGCGCUGCACUCCUACAUCGAUGUGCACUCCCCUCAGUCUAUGCUGUUCCAUCCCCUGCUGCCCCCCCACGCCAUGACCUCCCUUCCUGUGACCCACGCCUGA
Salvelinus namaycush (lake trout) is the source of this 990-nucleotide messenger RNA. RefSeq names its product LIM/homeobox protein Lhx8-like. The record is from RefSeq and is a predicted model, not a curated record. The coding region runs from base 1 to 990 and encodes 329 amino acids. The transcript is spliced from 8 exons. NCBI's taxonomy places the organism in Eukaryota, Metazoa, Chordata, Actinopteri, Salmoniformes, Salmonidae. Gene Ontology annotation, biological process: regulation of transcription by RNA polymerase II; neuron differentiation; forebrain neuron development. Gene Ontology annotation, cellular component: nucleus. Gene Ontology annotation, molecular function: DNA-binding transcription factor activity, RNA polymerase II-specific; RNA polymerase II transcription regulatory region sequence-specific DNA binding.